AUGAAUUUUAUGGAAUUAUUCGAACAUAAUGAAUACUAUACAUGUCAUGGAGAUGACGCACUUUUUAUUGCCAAAGAAUUGUUGCAUUCAACAAAUUCAUUGAAAUAUUGGAAAACAUUAGAUCCGAAAAAGUCACUUGAAACCAUUUACAUUUCUAAUAAACAAUUCGAAGACAUCCUUCGAAAGCUCCUAUUGAUCAAACAAUAUCGAGUUGAAAUUUGGAAGAAAGCACAAAAAGCGUCCAAUGAAUGGACGCUGACAUAUCAUGGCUCACCUGGCAAUCUCACGCAAUUUGAAGACAUUCUCUUUUCGUCAUCUUCGACAUCUCAAAAUUCGUCAGGUGUACUCUCAUGUAAAUUAGCACAGGAGAACGGUGUCACUAUUAUUGGUCUCGCAUUGAUAGAUGUUCAUACAUUAACAAUCAAAAUGUGCGAAGUCACUGUAUCCAAUCAUUAUUCGAAUUUAGAAACCAUUCUGGUUCAACUCGGUCCAAAGGAAUGUCUAUUGCCAACAUUUACUGCGACAGAAGACAAUUACUUACAAUUGAAGAAAGUCAUCGAGAAAUCAGGUGUACUUGUGACUGAACGACCCAAAGCUGACUUCUCGUCAAAGGAUAUUAAACAAGAUCUUUGUCGUCUGUUAGUCAAAGGCAAAGACGAAGAUAAUGACAAAUUCGAAAUGAAAGUUGGCGUUAUGUCGGAAGUGCAAAUGGAACAUGCGAAAUGUGCAUUGUCAGCAGCCAUUAAGUUCCUCGAAUUACUUUCGGAUAAAAAUCAAUGCAAUCGAUUUCAUUUGAAAACACAUCAACCUGAUCUCUAUAUGAGACUUGAUACAGCAGCAAUGAUCGCUUUGAAUAUCUUUCCCGAUCAACGACAACGGCCAGAUUUCAGUGCCAAUGCAAAAUCUUCGAGUCUUUUCGGUUUACUCAAUCAUUGCCGCACAGCACAAGGACAACGAUUACUGAUGCAAUGGCUCAAACAACCAUUGACCGACAUGGCAAAAAUCAAUGAACGGUUGGAUAUUGUCGAUGCAUUUGUGAACGAUUCGGGCAUUCGCACAUACAUUUCACAAGAUUUUCUCGGUCGCGUGCCUGAUUUUGAACGCCUCGUAAGAAAAUUUAUCCGCAAAAAAGCAAAUCUCGAGGACUGCUAUAAAAUCUAUGUUGCCGUUAAUAAAAUGCCAAAAUUACUGGAGUACAUCAGUGAAUUCAAUGGACCACACAAAGGUGUUUUAGACCAUCUCAUUGUUGAGCCUAUCCGAGAUAUGAUCAACGUUUUCAGCAAGUACAUUGAAAUGAUCGAAACAACGAUCGAUUUAGACCGCAUUCGUAAUCAUGAAUUUGUCAUUAAACCAGAUUAUGAUAAAGAUCUACAAGAAUGUCGAGAAAAACAGCUUGCACUGGAAUCGAAAAUGCACGAUGAUUUAUCAUCAGUUUGUGAAAAACUAUCUCCUCACGUUUCAUCUACACCAGGUCGCGGAAGAAAAGGCGGGAAUGAAUCAGUCAAAGAACCAGUCCGUCUAGUUUACGACCCUAAACAAGGUGGUUGGUUAUAUCGAAUCGUUCGAAAAGAAAGUGCAACAUUACAAAAACAACUACCUAACAUCACCAUUAAAGUGACAAAGAAAGAAGGCAUUUUCUUUCAAACCAUACGUUUAGCUGAAUUAAAUACGAAAUAUUCCAGCUUAAACGCGACUUAUAACGAAACAUCCAAAGAAGUUAUUGACGAUGUUCUCAAUAUCGCUUCGGGUUAUUGCGAUUCGCUCAGUCAAUUAGCAGAGAUUCUUGCUCAGCUAGAUUGUCUGGUUUCAUUUGCGAUAGCUUCGGUGAAUGGGAACUACAUUCGACCGGUGUUAAGUAACGAGAAGCAACAAAUUCAUCUAGUUGACUCGCGACAUCCAUGUGUGGAAAAACAAGACAAUAUGAAUUUCAUUUCGAAUACAGUUGAAUUAGAUCGAACCAAACAUCGAUUUCAAAUCAUAACCGGUCCGAAUAUGGGUGGAAAAUCAACGUACAUACGUCAAGUGGGCGUUAUUCAAUUGAUGACUCAAAUAGGCUGUUUCGUGCCAUGUACAUCAUGUCAUACAACUAUUGUUGAUUGUAUUCUUGCUCGGCUUGGCGCAAAUGAUGAUCUAGCAUUAGGAGUUUCCACAUUUAUGUCCGAAAUGUUAGAAAUGUCGACAAUAUUAGACAUCGCCACAAGCAAUUCACUUUUAAUUAUCGAUGAACUUGGUCGAGGAACGUCGACAUAUGAUGGAUUUGGUCUUGCUUGGGCUGUUGCACACUAUAUUUGCACGACUAUCAAAUGCUUUUGUUUAUUUGCUACGCAUUUUCACGAAUUGACCUCCAUUGAACAUGACCAUUCGAGUAUCAUACAGAACUUUCAUGUUGACGCCUUGCCCGUCAAUGAUGAACUUGUCUUACUUUAUAAAUUGAAGCCUGGCGUGUGCGAUCAAAGCUUCGGUAUUCAUGUUGCUAAACUCGCACAAUUUCCUGAUCAUGUGAUUGAAUUUGCCAAGAAACGAGCACAGGAGUUAGAAGAAUUCAAUAACGAUGACACCGGCAAAGAAAAUCAUGGGCAUGGAUUUGCUUCGAGUGAAUCGGUGGAAUUAAUCUGGAAUGAAUUGGAACAGUUGAAGUCGAUCAAAGAUCCCGAUCAAGCACACGAGAUGAUUCUCAAAUUGUUAAACAAAGCAGAAAGUGUCGGUUUAAUGUGA
Molecule: messenger RNA, 2715 nt
Organism: Adineta ricciae
Lineage: Eukaryota; Metazoa; Rotifera; Eurotatoria; Adinetida; Adinetidae
Source: the annotation of a GenBank genome assembly